UUAUAAAGCUCUCCCUUCCGUUUAAUUUCAGCAGAGGUUGGAGGGUCUCUGAGUUCAAGGACAGCCUGGUCUACAAGUUUCCUGCCUCAAGAUUCUCCUCAGCAAAGGCCUUGGGCUGGGCAUCGUGGCUGGGUCACUCCUGGAAAAGCUGCCCCCAGAUCUUUAAAAUUUUGGGAGCCAAGAGUGCCGAAGGACUGAGUCUCCAGUCAGUGAUGCUAGAGCUCAUGAUGUUGACUGGAACUGUGGUCUACAGCAUCACCACCAACUUCCCCUUCAGCUCUUGGGGUGAAGCACUGUUCCUGACACUCCAGACAAUUGCCAUCUGCUUCCUGGUCAUGCACUACAGAGGAGAGACCGUCAAAGGCAUUGCUUUCCUUGCCUGCUAUGCGAUGCUCCUGCUGGCGCUGCUCUCCCCACUCACGCCUCUGGCUGUAGUCACCCUGCUCCAGGCCUCCAAUGUGCCUGCAGUGGUGGUGGGGAAGUUGCUUCAGGCAGCCACCAACUACCAUAAUGGGCGCACGGGCCAGCUUUCCGCUAUCACAGUGUUUAUGCUGUUUGGGGGCUCUUUGGCCCGAAUCUUCUCUUCUGUUCAGGAAACUGGAGACCCCCUCAUGGCUGGAGUCUUUGUGGUCUCUUCCCUCUGCAAUGGCCUCAUUGCUGCCCAGGUUCUCUUCUACUGGAAUGCAAAGCCUCCCCACAAACAGAAAAAGGAGCAGUAGUGCUGGGGCAGCUUCCAGAACCAUUCCAUUCGGCCACUACCUUCAGGUCCCCCCACAUGACCUGGUCUGCUGGUACGGCUUAAUCAUCCUCCAUUCCACUCUAACUGAGCCUCCUGAGCCAGGGUUCGCGUAAACAGCACGCACUCGUUUCAGCAGGGACUGAGGCUGCCUUUAUAAGCAGCUGUCUUCUUAUUGGAGCCUUGUCCACUUACCUUCCUU
Messenger RNA from Myodes glareolus (Bank vole), 938 nucleotides. Lineage: Eukaryota; Metazoa; Chordata; Mammalia; Rodentia; Cricetidae. The record is from RefSeq and is a predicted model, not a curated record.